AUGCAGUAUGAUCACAGUGGAAGAGCAGCAGGUACAGUUAAUCACAGAUCGCUUUUCGGGCUGCUGUUGGUCACUGCUGACAAGAAAUAUCACAACGCCUUGCAGAUUAUCAAUGAGCUCCAGGCUAAUUGGGUCUGGGUUCCUGGCUGGGUGGACUCCUCGACACUUAACACAGCUGGGAGGAUAGUCAAGUUCACGCGCAACUUCAGUCUCUCACAAAACCCGAAUCGUGCCAAUUUCCAUCUUUCGGCAGACACCCGGUACAAACUCUACGUAAAUGGGACGCGUGUGGCUGUAGGACCGUCGAGAAGUAGUCCGGCGAUUUGGUACUAUGACACGGUAGACAUUUCACCAUAUCUACAUGCGGGAAAGAAUGUCAUUUUGAUUGUGGUUGUCCGAUACUUUGCUAGCUCGCGGGGAGCAAUGCCUUUUGAGCGAACGCCCUUGCCAGGAUUGACAACAUUUGGGCAUGUUGAGGCGGGGGGAAAUACUGUUAAUCUUAGCUCCGCAAAAGACUGGGAGGCACAGACUGAUAACAAUAUUCUGUUUCCCAUGGGACAGAUCGAUGAUGUUUUCCUCCACAUUAAUGAGCGGAUUGGUUCUACCUCUGACAAUAGCCCAAGUGUCGUACCCGUUCCGUAUGGAGUCAAGACACUUAAUGGGGAGCUUGCACCAUGGCGUCUCCGACCACGAGCCAUACCUAUGCCAGAGAAGUCUUCUGUCAGAGUCCAAGUGGCCCGAGUUGUUGAAAGCAGUGUGCCGGCCGACGAAUGGACAGCUUUUCUUUCAGAAAAACGCCCGCUAGUGCUUUCCUCUGGCUCUGCGCAUACUGUUGAGUUGAACGCCGAGGUUCAUUCAACUGCUUUUGUAGGAUGGACCUUCAGGGCAAGUAACAGAGCCUCGGUAAGACUCAAGAUUACAUACUCCGAGGGAUAUGAACUUGAGCCUCGCUCGUACCCAUUUUUUCGCACCAAAGCCAAUCGACUCGACGCACAAAAUGGCCACCUGCUCGGUCCGUACGAUGAGGUAGAGAUACAGAUACCGGCGGGCCAAAUAGUUACAUAUGAGCCGUUUUGGUUUCGCACGUUUCGUAUCAUGCGACUCGAAAUAAGUGUGUCUACGUCUGAUGCAGUCGAAAUAGUCUCUUUCGAAGCUACCCAGGUGAAUUAUCCACUGUCAGUAAAGGCUAGCUGGAAGGAACCUGAAGAUACACAUAGCGAGAGAAUAUGGGAUGUUUCAAUUCGAACCAUGCGGAACUGCAUGUUCGAUGGCUAUUCUGACUGUCCGUUUUAUGAGCAGCUCCAAUAUUCCGGAGACACUCGAUCCGUGGCCUUGUUCCACUACCUUCUUUCUGGAGAUGACAGACUAAUGCGACAAGCCAUUACUAAUUUCGCAGCUUCAGUAACUCCCGAAGGAUUAACGCAGUCUCGGUUUCCAUCACACGUGCCUCAAGUCAUUGCCGGUUUCUCGCUCUACUGGGUGCUUCACGUGUGCGACCAUCAUUUGUUCUUUGGCGACAGGGACUUUGCGCGAUCCUUUGUGCCUCGAAUUGACGGAGUGCUUGAAUUUUUUGAUACGCAUGUUGACAGCCGGGGACUUGUGAGUGGCAUUUCAGAAGACAUUUGGCAAUACGUCGACUGGGUAACCACAUGGGGCGCUACGGAAGACCACCUAGAUAAAGGAGUGCCAACAUCGGGACGCAAAUCGAAUUGCCAUACCUACUUUAGCAUGCUGUAUGCAUAUGUGCUCAAACAGGCCGCUGAACUCCUUCGCCAUGUCGGUCGACCGGGAAAUGCAACCGAGUAUCUUUCACGGUCCGCAUCGCUCGUUCAGGCCGUUAGAACACAUUGUUAUGAUGGAAACUUCUUCACCGAUUCAACCGCAGAUAUCGCCGAUGAUUUAGCAUAUUCCCAACAUUGUCAAGUAUUUGCCGUUCUUUCAGGAGCUGCACUACCGGGAGACUAUGAAAGACUGCUAACAGAGUCAUUUAACGACGCUCGUUUCUCCAAAUGCUCAUAUAUGAUGCGCUUCUAUGCGCUCAGAGCCUUCUCUUUGGCAGGAGAUGUUGCAUAUGAAAGCUUCUGGGCCACUGUAUGGGAUCCCUGGAGACAUAUGCUAGAGAAUAAGCUAUCGACGUGGGAAGAAGAUGACGUGCGACAACGUUCAGACUGCCAUGCAUGGGGCAGUGUACCCAUAUAUGAAUAUUGUACUGAGCUUGCAGGCAUCCGUCCGACUGCACCAGGAUCAGCACAAUUGCAUUUCAAGCCUCGCCUUGGAUUGAGUCAGUCACUGUCGGCUAAAGUAGCCAUAGGCAAGAACAAUCUUGCGACAAUAUCUUGGACUACCGGGGAUAAUGGUGAAAAAUACGUAAACCUACGCCUUGAAAAUCCCGUCGAGGUGGUAAGCCAGAUGCCGGGAGACACUGAAAGAAGGCAUGGUGUCAUCGACAAUCUUUCGCUGGUCUGCAGCCUCGUGUGA
This is a messenger RNA of Talaromyces atroroseus, 2478 nucleotides long. RefSeq lists its product as hypothetical. Lineage: Eukaryota; Fungi; Ascomycota; Eurotiomycetes; Eurotiales; Trichocomaceae. The transcript has 3 exons. Gene Ontology annotation, biological process: carbohydrate metabolic process. The coding region runs from base 1 to 2478 and encodes 825 amino acids. The record is from RefSeq and is a predicted model, not a curated record.